Scaptodrosophila lebanonensis is the source of this 822-nucleotide messenger RNA. RefSeq names its product transcription factor Sox-1 (gene Sox21a). The record is from RefSeq and is a predicted model, not a curated record. The transcript has 2 exons. Lineage: Eukaryota; Metazoa; Arthropoda; Insecta; Diptera; Drosophilidae. Gene Ontology annotation, molecular function: DNA-binding transcription factor activity, RNA polymerase II-specific; RNA polymerase II cis-regulatory region sequence-specific DNA binding. Gene Ontology annotation, biological process: cell differentiation; positive regulation of transcription by RNA polymerase II; anatomical structure morphogenesis. Bases 13 to 822 code for a protein of 269 amino acids.
AUUAAACGACCAAUGAAUGCGUUCAUGGUAUGGUCCCGUGGUCAGCGUCGCAAAAUGGCGCAGGACAAUCCGAAAAUGCACAAUUCAGAGAUAUCCAAGCGCUUGGGGGCCGAAUGGAAAUUACUCACAGAGGGACAAAAAAGGCCAUUCAUUGACGAGGCGAAGCGUUUGCGCGCGCUGCAUAUGAAAGAGCACCCCGACUAUAAAUAUCGGCCGCGUCGCAAGCCGAAGACGCUCAACAAGUCACCAGUGCCGGGUACUGGGCACAGCAGUGGAACAGGCGGUGGUGGAGGAGGCGGCAACACUCAUCAUGGCAGUCAGAAGGAAUCAGCGCUGCAGCAGCAACAGCAAUCGCCACAUCUUGCCUCGCAUCUGUCCCAUCAUCAUGCCCAUGCUCAUGCCCAUCCGCACCAUCAUCAUCAUGCCCAGCUGGGUGCCGCGGCUGCAGCCGCCGCCGCCGCAGCCGCUGCUGCCUCCCACUCCCCCACACUGGCCGCCAAAUACGGUUUUGGCACGCCGUUGGAACUAUCGCUCAGUAUGCCCGCCGCUAGUCGCGUUCCCACGGCCUUUCCCGCCCUCGCCCACUACCCGCUAGAUCCGACGCUGGCGCUGGACUUACAGGCGCGCCUGCAGGCCAUGUAUGCGGGCAGCAUUUACCAUCCAUGGCGUUACUUUGGCUGCACACCGCUAAUCAGUCCCGAGACCCCACCAUCACCGCCCAGCAGCAGCGGCACAGGCAUCUCCUCCUAUGGCUGCGUCAAAUCGGAAAAGUCGUCGCCCACGCUAACCACGUCCGCCACGGCUCCGCCCAACAUCAUUUGA